AUGCCGCCCUCCAGAGAUCCAGAGGAACUGAAAAAGGUGUUUGUGAGCCAAUUGGGCGAGACACAAUGGGACGAGACGUGGGAGAGCAUUGCAAAACUCAGCCCCGAUCUGUUCGAGGCCAGCAUGAACCUCAUCCCGGUGCCUCGAAAGAAGAAAUACCUCUCGGUGAAAGUGCAGCAACUCAUGUCUAUCGCUGUGGACGCCGCCUCCACCCACCUCUACCUGCCCGGGGUCAGGAAACACAUUGAUGCAGCACUGCAAGAGGGCGCCACUCCGGCCGAGAAAAUUGAGGUGAUCGAGCUGACGGAGACCCUGGGCAUUCAUGCCUGUAACAUUGGAGUUCCCUUGUUGGUUGAAGUGAUGAAGGAGGAGGGAGUCUACGAGCAACAUACUACUGCAGGGAAGCCAUUCGAUGAGCAACGCGAAAUGCUCAAGGUCGAAUUCACCAAGAAUCGAGGCUACUGGCACCCUUUCUGGGAGGACUUUCUGGCCUUGGACCUAGAGAUCUUCGAGGCCUAUUUGAAUUUCUCGUCGGUCCCAUGGCUGAAAGAUGUCGACGGCUCCGGGAAAGGCGGUGGUGCUCUAGACCCCAAGAUAGGUAUGUCUCUACCCCCUCGUCGAUAUGAAAGCAGCACUUAA
Molecule: messenger RNA, 639 nt
Organism: Capronia coronata CBS 617.96
Lineage: Eukaryota; Fungi; Ascomycota; Eurotiomycetes; Chaetothyriales; Herpotrichiellaceae
Exons: 1
Coding region: 1-639 (212 amino acids)
Molecular function (GO): oxidoreductase activity
Source: RefSeq, a predicted model, not a curated record